CGACGACCACGAUCACACCUCACCAUAUUUAUGUCUGUUUUUUCAUCUCUUAGCCCUUUGCCACGACGAAGACUAUCCUGAGCUGUCCACGACAUGUCACGCCUCUCUUCUAUCUUCUCAACUCUCGGUGGCAGUUCGAUGAGCUCCCAGAGCAGGACUACCGACGGCCUCACGAGGCUACGCUUCACUCUGGAAACCCUACCUGGCUCAAAGAAGUAUAUCUUCACCCCGGGAACUCGCUCUGAGAUCCUACAGGAACUCUACGAGACAUUCUGGGGUCCCCACGGAAACUUAUUCUUGCCCAACGCAAUCUCGUAUCUUCCCGUCCAGCUUCUCUUGAGCGAGGUUCAGACAAGGUAUGGUUUCCAUGGUGCUGGUGGAGAUCCUCCAAUAGUUCCAGGGAGAUCGUGUGGGCAUAUAUUCACAAAGGGUGAAAGCUGCUAUCGCUGCAAGGAUUGUGCCCUAGAUGAUAGCUGUGUCAUGUGUGCGCGUUGCUUCCAUGCAACAAGACAUGAAAACCACAACGUUUCGUUUUACAUCGCCCAGCAAUCUGGAGGAUGCUGUGACUGUGGUGAUCAGGAGGCCUGGCGAUAUCCCAUAGGGUGUCGGUACCACCCUCCAUCUGCAGAAGAGGCACUCAGAGUACCUCCUCGUUCUCUUAAUGCAGGAAGCAAAUCCCAAGCGCUUCUCAACCGCCCGGCUGUUACACCUGAGCUCUGGGAUUCGAUGUCCAGAACAGUGGCAUAUGCCCUAGAUUUCAUUCUUGACACCUUGGAUUAUUCACCGGAUGAAACGCUGCUACCUACAACAGAGGCAACACUCACAGAGCAAGUAACGGCAGACCCUUUGAAGAAGGAUCUCUACGCUAUAAUAGUGUGGAAUGACGACAAGCAUUCCUUUGACGAAGUAACUCGACACCUGACAGACACUUGCGGUUGUUCAACCGAAGAGGCUGCUAAUCACACGGCCAAAAUUGAUGAUCACGGACGUGACAUCGUAGAGAUGAAUACCUACAGCCCUAAGCUGUUGGAUAUUGCUCAGGCUAUAGCUAGGAUCGAUUUGGGCGUUACGGUUAGGCGUGCAUACGAUACGUUUAGGGAACAGAUCGCUGGUGUCCUUAUUGAAUGGUUAUUGGAUCUAACCAAAUGUCGCUUACUGUCGGACACGAUGGUUAUUCGAGAGGUCAUCGCAGCGGAAUUCUUCAGUCCAAGGCGUAAGGACCUACAUUGUUUGCUGCAGCAUGCGGAUUGUGCCAAGGUUCUACAAGAAAUCGAUGACCCGUCAAGACUAGACUGGAUGUUCUUGUACCAUACUAGGCUGUGGAAGAAGCCUCGUCUGAGUCUGAAAGAAAUCUAUGUUUCUAUCCUGACUCUUAGUCACGAACACAAGAUGUCCGUUGCUGUUCAUUACGCGAAUGUAUAUCACUGGAUUAUCGACUCAUAUCUUUUAGUCGACCGUGAAGCAGAGACGUCAAUCAAAUACUUCGCCCUUCAGUUAUUUACGGUUCCAUCCAUCGCGGCGCACAUCGUGCAAGACCACCAAAUAAUAUCGCGACUUCUUGCCAUCAUAACCUCCUUCUUCACUAACCAGAUACGGAACAAGCGCGUCCAUUAUCCCCCAGAUAGUCGCGCCGAAAUUGACGUCGAUACGUUCCCCUUCAAAUCAAAGCGAUUCAUGCCGGUAUUCAGCGAUUUGCGUUACAUUGCCCACAAUCAGAGCGUGCAACAUCUCAUCGCGCGUGAUCUUGCGUAUAUUGAGCAAUUUGCGAAGACGUGUAAACUUUUCAUGUGCAUAAACCCGAACAAACGUGCGGUUUCGACACACGUCGAGUACGAGACGGACGCGUGGAUCAGCGUUUUCAAUGUCACUCUCAGCCUGUCCCGGGUCAUCAAAGUGUAUGGGGAAGCUUUCGCGUUGGCUUCAUCUGCGCAAUUAAUUAAGGCGAUUCACAUUGUGGCGGACAACAUUAUGGACAUUUGCAAUGUGGUUGACCCUCGAAUGGAUGCUUCAAAGUUCAAGAAGAUUAGCCAUCACGCGGUGACUGUGGGCGACAAAGCAGCGAUGACGAUAGACUUCAAUAUCAUGGACGGCUGGGUUAGCUUUCACCAUUCAUUACAUUGGUUAUUAGCAGAGCUAUUCAAACAUGUCAACUUGCUGAGUGAUGAAGCAUUGCAGCCGCACGGAUACAAGAACCUACGAGAUGUGUUCAGACGACACGUGCCUAUGCACUUCAUGCAGCUUCUUAUUGAUUACCCGCUUCGAGUUCUCGCGAUGAUUGCUCAGAUUAGGACCGGCUUGUGGGUCCGCAAUGGCUUUGUGAUCCGGGGUCAGCUUCUUCACUACAGGGACUUCAUGCUCCGAGAACUCUGCUACGACCAAGACCUGUUCAUCUUACAGUCUGCUUUCGUACUAUUAGAAGAUCCCGACUUGGUGCUCAUUAGUAUCAUUGAUCGGUUCCAACUUGUGCCGUGGUUCAAUGGAUCCGUUAAAGACAACAUCUACGAAGGUGCACCACUAUUCAAUAUGGUUGAGGAAAUUCUAUACGUGAUCGUCACCAUCCUCAGCGAGAACGCAAGUGCCGGUCAAAUGGAUCUACGAUCAGCUGUACGACGGGAAAUUAUCCACGCUCUAGCUGUUGGGCCAUGUCCUUAUACGGAUCUUGUGAAGAGGGUAGCCGAGAGAAUGGUGGACGAUGUCUGCUUCGAUCACGUCUUGCGGGAAGUGGCACACUUCCGGGCUCCUGAGUCAACGAUGGAUACCGGUAUAUACGAACUGAAAGAUGAAUGCUUCGACGAAGUCAACCCUUUCUUCUUCCACUACACGCGCAACAAGCGCGAGGAAGUCGAAAACAUCUUGAAGACGAGGCUGAGGAAGAAGACUGGAGAAGCGGAACCUGUCAUUGUCCCGAAGCCUAAUGGAAUAAACUCCGGACCAUACCAGGUGCUAUCGACGGUCUUUGACUCUCCAGUACUUCUACGCGUGAUGUACUCCUGUAUCGAUAACCUUCUGCGGUAUGCAGAUGAAUUUGAAAGGCCUGCGCCAUCCUCGGAGGCAAUUCUCGAUCAGGCAUUGCACCUUGUGAUGCUAGCCAUUGUGGAACGUGGUCCUCGAUUUGCCCUAGUCGUUGAAUCAUGCAAACUCGAACCCGAGGAUGACAAGGGGUUAUUAGACGUGUUAUGCACAUUAGAGCAUCAUCCCGUGUAUAAGGCGUAUAAACCGCGUGUCGAUUGGAUUCUAAACCGGCUCGGAGAGUUGAUUCCCUCCAAAGUUCAGGCAAAGCGUCGCGUUUUGGAUAAAUCGGGCGGACCGGCUGACCCGGAAGAAGCGAGAAAGCGCGCGGCGAAAGCGAGGCAGGCCGCAAUUAUGGAGAAGAUGAAGGCACAGCAAUCAAGCUUCGCUAUGAACUUUGAAGAGGACUUUGAAGACAGCGAGGAAAAGCAGGACAUGCAUGAAGCGGACGAAAGUCAUGUGUCUUUUGGCACCUGUUUAGUGUGUCAAGAGGACUUGAACAAGUCCAAAGGCUUUGGAGCUCUAGGUUUCAUUCAACCAAGUCGGCUCCUUCGAAAACAUCCCGAUGGGCAGAUUUCUCAUGUUAACGAAGCGCUUACGGUACCAGAAAGCUUAGAUCGUCCAGCACCAUCGCGUAUUGGUACACAAUUUCCCCCCAAAGAUGCGGAAGCAAGGGACGCUCAAAAACGAGCGAGUGGCCAGAUGUUCGACGGUUUUCAGGCCCACUACACUAAAUUCGGCCUUGUCGGCUCGACUUGCUCGCAUAUGAUGCACCUGGAUUGCUUCCAGGUGUACAAUUCAUCUAUUAAACAGAGACACAGGGCACAAGGUCAACGCAACCAUCCGGAAAAUAUCCACCGAAAGGAGUAUCUGUGCCCUCUUUGUAAGAGCUUAGGGAAUGUCGUUAUCCCCGUGUUGCUCCCUUCCUCUCGCCCGCUUAAUGCUAUGCCUUUCAGCGAUUGGGUGCGAUCCGUAGGUAUUACCAUCUUGAAGUCAAGGCCCGAUCCACAGUUGGAUGCAUUGCAGGCGAAGACAGGUACAGGAGAAUUUGUCUUCUGGGCUGCUCAGGAUCCUGGAUAUCUGCCUUAUGCCAAAGCUGAUCACGACGACCCCGAGUCACACAAAAUGCUAGACACACUAAUAGUUGUCGUUAAGAGUUUCUCACAGCAAACGAGGCAUCUACGCGAAAGGCCGGAGCCUGAGCUUAGCGAACGUGGCGCGGGCCUGUACCUACCAGAAGACCUCGUUGGUUACACUAUCAGCGUGACUGAGAUCGCGCAACGAGGCAUUGGGAAUGCUGGAUCACUCCUUGUUGACAGAGUUUCUGACCAGACGUAUACGGCGAUUCGUGGAAUGGUCGCGGACCUCAUGAGGCUUGCUGCACUUCAUUUUAAACACCGAGCAGACGAAGGCCGUGAUGCGAUCAGGCAAGCCAUUGUAAAGCGUCUUUUGCCCGAGUGGAGCCGUACUUCCUUAACUUCUUUACCAUACCCCCUACUUCUACGAGAGCCACUGACUAUCCUUGUGGAAACCGCGGCUGUGGCGCCUGAAAUGUUACGACAUGCACUCAUACCGCUAUAUUACGCUUGCCUCGCCCGGUCGGUAAUCGGGAUGAUAUACGUUCUCAACAAGUGUCGUCCUACUAACGCCAUUCCGCUUAAUGGUCGCAAGUAUGAGGCACUGUUCGGCGACCUGCGGAUAUUCUGCAUGUCUGUUGUGCGCCAGUCACCUGUAAUUGAGCACACCGCAGAGAUAGUCUUCGAUUCUUUCGGCGAGGGCCGUAUGGAAAAGCUACUCUACACUUUCACUCUUCCAUUCCUUCGUCGAGCCGCAAUUUUAUGUCGUGCUAUGCUUCCCGGACAAUUCCCGACGCCGAGUUAUGAUUCAGUUGACCGGGAUGAGUAUUCGCGACUUCUGCAGUUCCUUGGCAUUCCACCACUUUCGGAACUUCCCAUGCACGACACGCUCAAGACACUCCUUUUCGGCUGGUGUUCGCAUUAUGGCCAAUCUCACGCGGCAUCACAGCUCAACUGUGGUGUGUCUCUGGAGUUCUCUUCUAUUUAUCGCCUUGCAGAGUUGCCUCUUGUUUUGGACACGAUGUUCGGAGAGGAAGAGAAACACAUGGUGUGCAAGAGGUGUAAGACUGUCCCGGUUGAUGCCGCGAUCUGCCUUACGUGUGGCGCAAUUUGCUGUAUGCAGAGCCAUUGCUGCAGAGAAGUCGACACAAAGGAACGCGGAGAAUGCAAUCUCCACACAAGGGAGUGUGGAGGAGCAAUUGGAGUCUUCUUCCUUGUUAAGCGCUGUUCCCUCUUGUAUCUCUAUGCAGGCAAUGGGUCAUUCGUCCAGGCUCCCUACCUUGACACUCACGGUGAAAUUGACAUUUCGAUGAGGCGAGGUCGCCGUCAAUAUUUGCACUACGCGCGAUGGGAAGAAGUCCGAAAGACAUGGCUCAACCAUGGCAUCCCGACACUUAUCGCGCGAAAGUUAGAGAGUACGGUAGACAGCGGCGGAUGGGAGACAUUAUAAAGCAUUACCGCAGUACAUCUGCAUCUUUGAUUAUUACAUGUGCUUUGUUUAUACUCCGGAAUGACCUAGACUUGUAGCAAUAUUGCCCUUCACGAAUCGCUGACUGUCGAGCAUCCCCUCUUUGUAUUGCAAUGUUUUUGUCGUUGUCCGAUCAUGUGCUAUUAUCAGAAUGAACUUGUAAUUUAGUUUUC
Messenger RNA from Fomitiporia mediterranea MF3/22, 5726 nucleotides. RefSeq lists its product as uncharacterized. Lineage: Eukaryota; Fungi; Basidiomycota; Agaricomycetes; Hymenochaetales; Hymenochaetaceae. Bases 94 to 5535 code for a protein of 1813 amino acids. Gene Ontology annotation, cellular component: ubiquitin ligase complex; cytoplasm. Gene Ontology annotation, molecular function: ubiquitin protein ligase activity; zinc ion binding. Gene Ontology annotation, biological process: protein ubiquitination; ubiquitin-dependent protein catabolic process via the N-end rule pathway. The record is from RefSeq and is a predicted model, not a curated record. The transcript is spliced from 6 exons.